AGGACACUGACAGCACCCCAAGAUAAGAUUUAUUUGUCCAAUAGCAAAUAUUUGGGGGCAGCCCCUCUAAGGAUGGUCAGGGCUGCCAAGAGGUUUCUGAGGCCCUGAGCCAAUAACAAGAAUGACGGCGCCCCCGUCCAAGCUGAUAUUUUCGAUGGCCACGCCUAUACUUCUAGCGGCAGCAACAACGACAGAGCAUCUGGCUACCACAGUAGCACAGUAGUUACUCCUCUUUGAAAAAUUCUCUGGUUCUUUCAUCAUUAGCUGACCUAGGAGUCUGAAAGAUGGAUAUCGACAAAGCUGCUGUUGGACUAGGGUUGAAAUGUUUGUCUACCGUAACUGCAGGGCUGUUUGCAGGCGGAGCAUUGUAUAUAAACCUUGUCGAACACCCAGCAAGGAUGGAGGCGACUGAUAUGAAAACAGCUUUAACUUGUUGGAAACCGUCCUACACAAGGGCAGCUAGCAUUAUGUCUAAAUUUGCAUUGACAUCUGCAGUAGCAUCAGCAUCUGCCUACUUUAUGACAAAAGAAAAAUCACCUGAAAAUGUAUGCUGGCUCGUCUCUGGUGGAAUGCUCAUGACAAUACUCCCAUUCACAAAGUUAUUUAUCUUACCUCUAAAUAAUGAAUUAUUGGCUGUUGAAGAAUUAAAGGAAAAAGGGGAUUCAUGGAUUUCUGAAAACCUAGAAAAGUGGAAUAAGGUACAUUUCUGUCGCACAGUGCUUGGUGUCAGUGCUUUUAGCACAAUGGUUUAUUUGCUAACAAAAGAAGGCAAUUAACUUAUUGUUUGAUAACUAGAGUUGAAUGUUGUGGAGGUGACAAAAAGCAUUUAUAUGAUGAUAA
Molecule: messenger RNA, 840 nt
Organism: Rhopilema esculentum
Lineage: Eukaryota; Metazoa; Cnidaria; Scyphozoa; Rhizostomeae; Rhizostomatidae
Source: RefSeq, a predicted model, not a curated record